Messenger RNA from Dichomitus squalens LYAD-421 SS1, 2421 nucleotides. RefSeq lists its product as uncharacterized. The coding region runs from base 1 to 957 and encodes 318 amino acids. The transcript has 13 exons. The record is from RefSeq and is a predicted model, not a curated record. Gene Ontology annotation, molecular function: hydrolase activity, acting on ester bonds. Lineage: Eukaryota; Fungi; Basidiomycota; Agaricomycetes; Polyporales; Polyporaceae.
AUGGCUACAUGCUCCAAGCUGUCCCACCUGCGCGGUCUGUGUUCGCUUGCGCUUGUAUUGUGUACUGCUACGGCUGCAUUCCACUGGGACCAUACCAAGUAUGUCUACGCGUUCGGGGAUUCGUAUACCUUCGUGCAAGGUACGCAAGGGUAUCCCACUUUCAGCUUCAUCGGGAAUGCAUUCAACUUCUCGUUCACACCUGAGGAACUUGUCAAUAAUGAGAUAGUAGCGAAUGCGUCCAGCUCAGGCGGCUCGUCCUGGCUUGAGUUCCUGACAGGUUGCUUCGAGGGGAAGCCUUCUGAUUGCGCACCGCACCAGCUAUGGGAUUUCGCAUUCGCUGGCGCAGACGUUGACAAGGCUCUCCUUCCGCUCCACCACAACUUCUCAGUCGACCUCGUCGAUCAAGUCCGGCAAUGGGCGCUGUACGCAGCUGACGUUGUCCCGCACCCGCCUGAGAAAACCCUUACCGCGUUCUGGAUCGGGAUCAACGACACGGGCGACACUUUGCGUAACACCACAUUGGACUUCAAAAGUUUCUGGCAGCUGGAGAUGCGGUCCCUGUUUGGUGCAGUGCAAAAUGCCUACGACCACCACCUCCGCGGCACGUAUCUCUUCGUCAACGUACCACCACUCGAACGCUCCCCGAGUCAUAUCGGCACGUCCACUGCCCCACUCUACAAGCAGAACAUCAUCGACUACAACACCGCGCUCCUACAACACGUCGCGCACUUCGCGGAAACGCACCGAGACGUCAACGUUCUCACCUUCGACGCCCACACCUGGUUCAACCAUGUCCUAGACAAAGCGGCGGACUAUGGCUUCACGAAUAUCACUGGAUUCUGCCAGUGCGCAGACCCGACAUUCUUCUGGUAUAACACUGGGCACCCGACCGCACAUGUACAUCGUCUACUCGGAGGCGCAAUCGAAGCUGAGCUCAAGAGAGCCUCGUCAUUCUGAUAGGGCGAAGAGCUAUGCAGCACGUGUCAAGGCUCCAACUGCUCUGCUUGAUGAACUUUAUCUUUAUAACGUCAUUGCGAAGAAUACAAUAGAAUCAGGGCCCGACUACAAGUGAAAUGCCUGCAAAAGCUACGAGAUGCAUACGGGUACGAAUAGCAGAGAGCGAACACAGAAAGCGAGCGAGGUACUAGGAGAGCGUGGAUGAAAAUCAGACCAGAUGAGCCGCUAAACGAGAGUUAGUGUUUCUGUAUCCGUAUGGGUCUGCAAAGGCUUGAGAUCUGGACUUGAGAUCUGCGAGAUAUCUAUCCAAGGCGUCGAAUUGCUCAUCGUCCAUAGAUCCGAGCGGCUCGGUGAUGAUACCUGGCGUAUCGAGGGCAUCUCCUACUUUCCGGAAUGCCUCGCUGACCCGUCGAACAGAAACCUGGUCCGUUGGCGCGCUCGGUGCGCAUGCAUCGCACGUGAACGAGAAGACGGCUUCGACAGCCUCCUUGGCGCCAUGCACCUUCUCUAAGGCCUCCGCCAACCGAGAGGCGAUGGGAUUCUGCUGCUGUUCUUCGGCCCUGGCCUUGGCUGCCUCAAGGGCGGCUUUCAGGCGUCUUACCUCCUCGAGUUUAUGCUCCAUAUCUUUCUGAAGGGCCUCCACGCGCUCGAGGGUCUCGCGGACCUGCUGUGUGGCGUCCGGAACAACGAGGUGCUGAACGCCGACGAUGAUCGAAAGAACCAUGACGUCCACUGCCGUUAACACCGCCGAAGCAAAGGGAGAGAAAGGUAUGGCGAUGACAGAUGCAGCCCGAACGGCAGUCUGUAGAAGCCUUCGUCUGCGCAUCUUCCUCUCGGCGCGUAUAAGCUCAUUGCGAGCAUUAUAGAGAGGUUCUGCCUCGUCGACGCCCUUCUUCAGCUCAGACUCCACGUUACACAACACCUGGUACCGUUCCUCGAAGAGUUUGUGGUGCUUUUUGUUGGUGCUCCUGCAAACAUAGCCUGGCGUAGUCGUAAUGUGGACGGCAGCGGUUUCGAGACCAUUGAGUAUGGUUGUCCGCUGCAACAGCAGUAUCUCUCGAAGCUCAGCUUUCGACAUGAAUGAGGAGAGACUGUCGCUCUGGCCCUCAUGAUAGUCUUGUAAGAGUGUGACCAAUGUGUUCGUGGCUUCGAUAGCUCGGAGUAUCUCGGCUUUGAUAGGAGGGAAGACCAAAUUGAGCCCAACGGGCCUCUGACUCUUAGGGUGAUCCCAGCAUGAGCAAGAGGGAUCGUUUCUAGCCUCAGUAGCGGUGUAAGCUAGCUGGUUUGCUGCAGCAAUUUCCCGAUCGGCGGGUUCAGUAGCCAUGUCUAACAUUACGCUUGCGCCACCAGCGUCCGACUCGGUGUUCGGUGGAGCGCCGUCAUCUUCUAGAGGCAUCGACGAUUCCGCUGAGGUGCGAGUAGAUGAUACAACAGAUACGGGCUGGCCAUCCAUGGUGCGACCGC